Messenger RNA from Drosophila ficusphila, 852 nucleotides. RefSeq lists its product as uncharacterized. The transcript is spliced from 2 exons. The record is from RefSeq and is a predicted model, not a curated record. NCBI's taxonomy places the organism in Eukaryota, Metazoa, Arthropoda, Insecta, Diptera, Drosophilidae. Bases 15 to 731 code for a protein of 238 amino acids.
AGAAAGUAAGCUCAAUGAAUUACUACGCAUAUCGUUUGAUGAUUCGUCAAAAUACUGACAACUAUUUGCUGCGGUUUCGUCGAUUGUUUCAGCAGUACUGCGUUGACAUGUAUGUAAAAAUAGAAACUGAACGUUUAACAUUCAUUAGGUUGAACCAAUCCAAACUGCGUUCUGAGGAGUACAUCCAUUUACGUGAUGCAGUUAGUACUGAAGAAAAUGCAGCUAAUAUUGGGCGACUAACUAUUCUGCCAGCGACGUACAUUGGUAGUCCACGUCAUAUGCAUGAAUAUGCACAAGAUGCAAUGACAUAUGUUCGUCAUUACGGUCGGCCAGAUCUUUUUAUUACUUUUACCUGUAAUCCAAAAUGGAUAGAAAUUACUCAAUUGCUGCUUCCUGGACAAACAUCAAAUGAUAGACCCGACAUCACAGCACGUAUUUUCAGGCAAAAAAUUCGGUCUCUGAAGAACUUUAUUGUUAAACAACGCGUCUUUGGAGAUACUCGAUGCUGGAUGUAUUCAAUCGAAUGGCAAAAGCGAGGCCUGCCGCACGCACACAUUCUUAUUUGGUUAGUGGAAAGAAUUCAACCUGACCAAAUAGAUGAUAUCAUAUGUGCCGAGAUUCCUGAUUAUGAAGUCGAUCCAGACCUACAUGACGUUAUUACUACAAAUAUGAUUCAUGGACCGUGUGGUGCCAUCAAUCCCCAAUCGCCUUGCAUGGUCAAUGGUACUUGACCAUUGCCGAUAGUCAGCAAUUGCUUCGAGAAAUCUUCAGCAGAUGUAUCAUUAAGCAAUGAAACAUGGAAGAACAACUUGAUCGACGCCUAUGUACCAAAAUACAGAAAUAAAAAUUAAA